This is a messenger RNA of Prunus armeniaca (apricot), 2592 nucleotides long. The record is from the annotation of a GenBank genome assembly. Lineage: Eukaryota; Viridiplantae; Streptophyta; Magnoliopsida; Rosales; Rosaceae.
AUGAUAUCUCUAGAGGGUUUUGAGCCCGUCGCUGUCUCUCCACACAAACAAGACCCAGCAUGGAAACACUGCCAACUUUUCAUCAAAGACCAGCCCAAUGGAGUUAAGGCUGAGCUGAAGAAGUGCAUAUAUUGUGGCAAAGUGUUUCAGGGUGGUGGAAUUAACAGGCUUAAAUCCCACCUUGCUGGUCGAAAGGGCAAUGGUCCUACUUGUGACCAAACCCCACCAGAUGUUCGUAUUUCCAUGUUACAGAGUUUAGAUAAUGGGAUUGCAGCGUUUAGGCACAGGAAGGGUCAAAUUGUUGCAAACCCACAUCACAGUCCUAGUGAAUUAGACAAUUCAUUUGCUGAAAAUGGGGACUGCAAAUUGAUGGUAGGACCCGAUUCGAAUUCGCUUGUGAAUCAAGAAGAAGAUGUUGGAAUGAGUGGGAAUGGAGUUGGGUUGAGUGGUAAUCUGACUAAUGUACCCCUUGAAGUAGACAAUUCUUAUAGGAGUAAUGCUGCAAUGCAUAGAUCAGCUGGAGUGCCCAAAUUGAAUUUUUCGGUGAAUCAAGAAGAAGAUGCUGGAAUGAGUGUGGAUAGAAGAGUGAGGUGGAGGGGUGGAACUUCUUCUGCAGAUACUGGUUCUGGUUCUGUUGAUGGCGUUACGAAAUUGAGUAACGUUUCAGCUCCUAUUCCUAUUGCAUUAGGUAGUGCUUUUUCUGAAGACACCCAAGGGAGAUCAACUGGUUUUCCCAACUCAUAUUGGUUGGAAAAUGAGGAAGUUGGCAUAAGUAAUACAAAUGUGAGUGCAAGGAAGAGGGUGAGAGGUGAAAGUGCUGUGGGGGCUGCCAAUGCUGGAACUGUCGACAAUAAUUAUGAGGUGAAAGAGGUCGGCAAUCAACAAAUUCAUAUGGCAAUAGGGCGGUUUUUAUAUGAAAUUCAGGCUCCCCUGGAUGUGGUGAAGAACUCGGUUUAUUUCCAGCCAAUGAUUGAUGCUAUUGCCUCUCGGGGAAAGGGGACUAUAGCACCUUCAUAUGAUGACCUUAGGGGUUGGAUAUUGAAGAAUGCAGUUGGAGAGGUGAAGAGUGAUAUUCAUCAACACAUGGAAACUUGGGCAAGGACUGGUUGUUCCCUUUUAGUCAACCAAUGGAGUUCUGAGAAGGGUAAAACUUUGCUAAAUUUUGCAGUGCAAUGCCCUGAAGGAACAAUCUAUCUGAAAUCUAUGGAUGCUUCCUACUUUAUUUUUUCCCCAGAUGCUUUAUUCGAGUUUCUUAAGGAAGUGGUGGAAGAAGUUGGAGUUGGGCAUGUUUUGCAAGUCAUUACAAAUACUGAAGAGCAAUUUGCUGUUGCUGGGAAGAGGUUGAUGGAUACAUUCCCUACCCUGUACUGGUCUCCCUGUGCUGCCACUUCCAUAGAUUUGAUCCUUGAGGAUUUUGGAAAAGUUGAGUGGAUAAAUUCUGUAAUUGAACAGGCUAGAUCUGUUACAAGAUUUAUCUACAAACAUGUUGUCAUUUUGAAUAUGAUGAGAAGGUAUACUUUUGGUAAUGACAUUGUGAGGCUGGGAGUAACUAGGUUUGCUACAAACUUUAUGACAUUGAAGCAAAUGGCUGACCUUAAAUUUAAUUUGCAGUCUAUGGUUACUUCAAAAGAAUGGAUGUGCUGCCCCUACUCCAAAACACCAGAAGGAUCAGCAGUGCUAGAUAUAUUAAGCAAUCACGCAUUUUGGUCUUCGUGCAUUUUGGUCACACAUUUAACAAACCCACUUUUGCGAGUUUUGAGAAUUGUUGGUAGCCAGAAGAGGGCAGCAAUGGGAUAUGUUUUUGCAGGAAUAUAUCGAGCAAAAGAAACAAUCAAAAGAGAACUUGUCAAGAGAGAAGAAUACAUGGUCUACUGGGAUAUUAUCGAUUACAGGUGGAAAAAGUUAUGGCAUCUUCCUCUUCAUGCUGCAGGUUUUUACCUUAAUCCCAAGUUUUUCUAUAGUGUCAAAGGAGACUUGCAUAAUGAGAUCAUAUCAAGGAUAUUUGACUGCAUAGAGAGUUUGGUUCCUGAUAUAAAAGUCCAAGAUGAAGUUAUCAAAGAGAUAAAUUUGUACAAAAAUGCUGUUGGAGAUUUGGGGAGGAAUUUGGCAGUUCGAGCUAGAGACAAUCUACUUCCUGCUGAAUGGUGGUCGACAUAUGGUAGUAGUUGCCCAAACCUUGCUCGCUUGGCAAUUCGUAUUCUCAGUCAAACUUGCAGCAUAGUUCAAGGUCAGGAGAAUCAAAUUCCUUUUGAACUGUUGCACAAGACGAGGAACAGCUUAGAAUGUCAACGGCUUAUUGAUCUUGUUUUUGUUCAAUACAACCUGAAACUAAAACAAAAGGUUCACAAGCACAAAGAACAGGAAGAUGUCGGUCCUAUAUCAUUUGACCGCAAUAGCAUUGUCGAAGACUGGGUGACAGAGACGGAAAUGCCCCUAGAAGACAAUGAAAAUCCUGAUUGGAUGUCACUUGAUCCCCCCUCUGGUAACACAAGGCUUUUAGAACUUUCAGUUGAUGAAGCUGAAGAUUUGGGUUCAGGGUUUGAUGACAACGAGAUCUUUAUCGGAUUGAAAUUGGUUAAAGGGGAAUGUUGA